This is a messenger RNA of Brassica oleracea var. oleracea, 2123 nucleotides long. RefSeq lists its product as uncharacterized. The record is from RefSeq and is a predicted model, not a curated record. The transcript is spliced from 10 exons. Gene Ontology annotation, molecular function: poly(A) binding. Gene Ontology annotation, biological process: mRNA processing; regulation of mRNA stability. The coding region runs from base 134 to 2008 and encodes 624 amino acids. Lineage: Eukaryota; Viridiplantae; Streptophyta; Magnoliopsida; Brassicales; Brassicaceae. Gene Ontology annotation, cellular component: cytoplasm; nucleus.
UAAUAUCUCUAAUUGGUUUCUUCCAUCUGUAAUCAGAAAAUCGAGCGGGUGCUCUUUCGAUUUCACUCCACACAGAGAGAGAACCAAACCCUAAGAACCCCCACCAUAGCCGGAGGGGGAAGUUUCAGCGGAGAUGGGAAGCGCCGAUCCGGUCGAUGAUCGGACCUUCAAUGGUGAUUUCAGUGAGGAAGGAGUCGGGAAGUUGAAAGAGAGAGUGAAGGUUAAACUGAAAGAGUACAUGGGAGAUUACACGGAUGACAUUCUAGUGGAGUAUGUGAUAGUUUUGCUUAAGAACGGGAGAAGGAAAGAGGAAGCGAAGAACGAAUUGAAGAUAUUUCUUGCAGAUGAUAGUGAUUCUUUUGUGGCCUGGUUGUGGGAUCAUCUGGGUGAAAGCAUGGAUGAAUACUUUACUAUAAGCAUUCAGAAUGAGGAUACGGCACUUGUGCAGAUGGAGUCUGAAUCUGAAAAAGGGAGGUCUGGUGCUCGCCGCGGCAGAGGAUGGAGAAGCCAGCUAACUAAUGCGCCUGAUGUUCCUCCUCUUUUGAGUUCUGAGGUUCACAAAAUUCAUAACUACGAGAAGAGAGAUUACAGAGAAAGACAUGGUAAAAGGUCUCCGUCUCCGCAGUCUCAGUCCCGUAGGAAAAGGAGUAAAACUGACGGCUCACGGAGUGAACAGAUGGAGGCUAAACCUAAUGUUUCUAGCCGGCUGCUUCAGUUUGCUAUGCGAGAUGCUCUGGCUAUAUCAAAGCCGACUGAACCCUCUUUAAAACGUCUCCGCUCAGUGGUGUCUGCGUCGACUCAAGACUCAUCUGACCCCAACCCAGCUCAGAAAAUUCGAUCUGCUGCGAGGGUUGUGAAUCCCAUGGCUACUGUUUUCAAAGCUGUCGCUGAAGCAGCUGAAGAUGCCAAAAAUUCAAAAUCUGGGAGAAGUGUCUUUGACAGAAUUAGUCACACCACUGGUUUUUCUGAGACACUUGGUGAAGUUUCCACUCAGAACGAAGAACAUAGGAAUUUUAACGAAGAGCAGGAACCAGUACAGCAUCAUUACACGCAGCGUCUUGACAACAAUGGAGUGUAUGUUGAGAACAUGGCGACUUUUGACACUGGCUUGCAGCCAAACUUUUCAUCUGAUCGAAGCAAGCUUGGUUCAAAUGUUAAUGUGUCUCACCCAAGUUCUUUUGCUGGGAACAGAAUUAACAAUCCGAGAAGUCUGCAGGAUCGUUUAGUCGAUGACCCCAGAAGAGUUAAAGGGACGAAUUAUCAAAACCACCUUACUGAAGUUGCAACCAAGCAGAAAACUGCAGGUUUCUCUGGCAAUGCAGGGAAAACAGUGAAGUUAGAGGAGCAGAUGAAAGUGCCAGAUGUGGGUCUGCAAAAAUAUAUGGACAGAGGCAGAGUAGUCUCUAGUGAAGCUACAAUUGGGAGUGGAAGUGUAAAGCCUGUUCCCAGUGCGAGAGAAGACACAGCGACUAAGAAAUCUGUUCCCGGGACAUUAUCUACUACCCGCCCUUUGGAAGAUGCUAGUUCUCGAACAAUCUUUGUCGCCAAUGUUCACUUUGGUGCCACCAAGGAUAGCCUUUCAAGGCAUUUCAACAAGUGUGGUGAAGUGCUUAAAGCUGUCAUAGUUACAGAUCCAGCGACAGGCCAACCAAGUGGAUCAGCAUACAUUGAGUUCACUCGUGGAGAAGCUGCAGAUAAUGCAUUGUCUCUGGACGGUACCUCGUUCAUGUCUCGGAUUCUCAAGAUUGCGAAAGAAAGCAAUGGGCAACACCAACAGGAGGCAGCGUCAUGGGCUCGAGCAGGAAGGUACGCAAGAGCCUCGCCAUACCGCAGAGGCAUCCCUGGUGGUGCAUUCAGGGGUCGUCCUGUUGUCAGAGCUGGAGGAGCCAGAAGCAUGCAAUGGAAACGCGAUUCAGCCGAGACUGGAAACAACAUCGCAGCUCCAAACCCUCGUAGCAUGACUUACGUCCGAACAGAAUCACAACCAGACGGACAUGCAACAGUUUGAUAGAUCAUAAAACAGAAGCAAGAAUCUACUUUUGUCGGAUUUUCUCAUUUCGUUUUCCUUCCUUAUUGAUGACAUUAUGGUUCCUUUUGUAUGGAUAUUAAAAAAAAAAAAAAGA